ACAGGUCUGACAGCCACUUCGCCUGAAGCUGCGUGAGCAGCCGAAGAAGGCCUUCUGCGAUGGCCGCUAGAAUUACCCACUAGCGCCUUCGCUAAGACUGCUAUGGAGACUUCCCACAGCAAGUGUUGUCCCUCACCCCUGCCCCCGGCGCUGAGUGGCAGAGACCUGCCAGAAGGGUCCCACAAGAAGCCCGGUCAUGGGCCUCGCCGACUUCCCUCUACUGGUUGGCCACUAAGGGCUUCCUGGGCUGGUGGCACCACUCGCAGGUCAUCUUGCCGCCAUCCUGCAACUGCUUCUCAGCGGUUGCGAAAAGUGCCUGCUCGGUGCUUUUCCAGGGUCCUGCGGACCCUUCGAUCUUUUCUGGGAGACUUGGAUAUUGCCUCCUCCCUCCGCAUGCCAGGUCUCCUGAGGAGGACGCUGCUGUCAACUGCAGCUUUCAUGAAUUCCUGCAUCCCAGGCCGCAGACUCAGACAGCCGCCUUGUAGGGUGCAGGGGCAGGAAGUGGCUCCUUGCCAGCAUCCAGCACCCCAAGAACCCUGCCCAGGGAGGACUGUGAUCACAGCCCCUGGAGACAGUGGCCAAGUGGUGGCUGAGCAAGCAGAGCACCCUGUAGAUAGAGAACAUCAGAGGGGGCGCCCUCAGGUCACUGGGAGAGCAUCUGCUUUUAGGCCCCUGGGGGCCCAUAGCGGUGUGCCUGCCUUUGUGCCCAGGCCUGGGCCUCUGUGGAGAAACCUCUGCACCCAGAGCUCCCAAGACAGAGCUGAGAGCUCCCGGGCCAUCUGCAUGAGCUCCUGCCCCAAAAGAAACCCCAUCAGCAGCUCCUACAGCUCCACACGAGGUCUCCAAGCCCUGAAGAGGAGGGCUCCAGACCCAUCCAAGGGGGAGCCGCCCCUGGAAUGUUCUUCAUCCCCAGGGAUUCCCCCAAAGAAGGCCCAGGGUGAGAAGGUGGCAGAAGGCAGGGCGGGACACCCAUUGCCCAAGAAGAAGUCCUCAUCCACGGGAGACACCAGCAGGCCACGGAAACGCAAGUUUCCUCUCCUGCAAUGCCGCCGAGGGGAACCUCUGAAGCUGCCACCACCUCUGUUAGUGGCCCAUCCAGUGACUGCUGAGGACCUAGACAGGGAGAAGAAGAAAGCUCUGCAGCGCAUCAACCGUCUUCUGAUGGGUGAGACCCAGGCCAUUGGGAACAGCUGUGCCAUGGCCCCACAAGCCCAUGGGGGGGUCCCCUCUCCACUGGGAGGGGCCAGGCCUCUGCCAUCAGUGGGCCUCAGCCAGACCUUUCCCCAUCCCCCCAGCAGCACAACCAUGGUGGCCCACACCCCAGUGUGGGUCAGCUCUGCUGUCUCUUCCCAGAGCCAUCCUCCCAUUACCAAUCUUACAGGACCGCUCUGCCCCAGCCUGCCAAUUGCUGCUUUGGCCCUUCCUCCCAGGCCCUCUCUCAGCACAUUGGCAGGCUUGGCUGCACAGCCAGUGGCCCCCUUUGGGGUCACACCCUUGAACACCACUAUGCCUUCACAGCCCCCACAUCUGGGGCCUCCCUCCACCUUGGGUAGGAGCUUCCGGCGCUCUCACCAGGGCCCAAAGCCCUACUGUACUCACAGGCCCUCACCUGUAGCAAGCUCCAGCUCUCCAGCUCGAAGGGUGCGAGGACACAUUCCACAGGGUAAGCAGCCUCUCACCCCUGGAGCCACUGUCCCACCAAGUUCUGGGGUUCCUGGUGGGAUGAAGCCUGGAGCCCCUAGCUUAGUCAGCUGUCAUCAGCUUGGACACGUGGGAGCUCCAGGUCCAGGGGCAGCUCCAAUGCCACCCUUGACUGUGGGCCCAACAACCUUGGGCAGCCUAAACUACUCAACCCUUGGGUCUGACAAACAGAGAAACUCCACUGUGGGUCCUCGUGGUAGCACCCAGACACAUUCAGUGACUUCAAAGGCAGCUGGGAGGAGAGGCUUGUCCUUGGGUCAGACAUCACGCAAGAAAAGAUCAAGCUCAGAAAGUAGAGAAACCCCCAAAAGUAGAGAGCACCGUGGGGCAAGUUUGGGAAAUGACACCUACACUGCCCCUAGCCAGAGCACCACCAUGGCACCCAGAAAACACACCAAAGAGGGUAAAAAAGGGCAAGGAAAGAGUGGAGUUCCUACCCCGAGUGCCAUUCCUCAAAGCCUGCCCAUUCAGAAACACCAAAGCUUACCUCAGGGGACAAGCACUCCCACUGAAAAGGGUAUCUCUAGUUUGCCUUCAGUCCCUGGGACAUCAAGGAGAUCAGAGAGCCCAGACUUGCUUCCUGAACUCAUGUCAGCCUUUGGGGCCUGGUGUAGCUCCUCCCAAAGAGGAGAAACCCCAAGCACCAGGCAGCAACAAGGAGCAAUGUUGGAACAGAACACCUCCAGUGCCCCUAGCCAGAGCACCACCAUGGCACCCAGAAAACACACCAAAAAGGGUAAAAAAGGGCAAGGAAAGAGUGGAGUUCCUACCCCGAGUGCCAUUCCUCAAAGCCUGCCCAUCCAGAAACACCAAAGCUUACCUCAGGGGACAAGCACUCCCACUGAAAAGGGUAUCUCUAGUUUGCCUUCAGUCCCUGGGACAUCAAGGAGAUCAGAGAGCCCAGACUUGCUCCCUGAACUCAUGUCAGCCUUUGGGGCCUGGUGUAGCUCCUCCCAAAGAGGAGAAACCCCAAGCACCAGGCAGCAACAAGGAGCAAUGUUGGAACAGAACACCUCCAGUGCCCCUAGCCAGAGCACCACCAUGGCACCCAGAAAACACACCAAAAAGGGUAAAAAAGGGCAAGGAAAGAGUGGAGUUCCUACCCCGAGUGCCAUUCCUCAAAGCCUGCCCAUCCAGAAACACCAAAGCUUACCUCAGGGGACAAGCACUCCCACUGAA
Molecule: messenger RNA, 2880 nt
Organism: Marmota monax (woodchuck)
Lineage: Eukaryota; Metazoa; Chordata; Mammalia; Rodentia; Sciuridae
Product: putative POM121-like protein 1-like
Exons: 1
Source: RefSeq, a predicted model, not a curated record